Racocetra fulgida is the source of this 789-nucleotide messenger RNA. NCBI's taxonomy places the organism in Eukaryota, Fungi, Glomeromycota, Glomeromycetes, Diversisporales, Gigasporaceae. The record is from the annotation of a GenBank genome assembly.
GCUUACAAUUUUUUUCUCUUUUAUUAGUAGAAGCCAGCCAAGCUAACCAAGAAGACAAAGCCAACCAAGCCAACCAAGCUAACAAACGACCGAAUGCAAAGAAUUUGCCUUGCGCUCUUGCUACUUUAGUUCCUUUAUAUAAAAAUUUAGGUUUAUUAGAAUGUGAAAUUAAAAAUUCACAAACAAUUCGACAUGCAGAUAGUAAAAAACCAAAAAGUCGCCUUCAAUUGUAUAAUGAUUUUUUCCCUGAAUUAAUUCAAAUUCAAACGCAUUUACAAGAUUUCUCUUUAUGCGAAAAGCAUUAUAACCAGCUUUGGCAAAUAAAUAGUAGUGAUUUUGACAAUGAAAUUGUUGAAAAGCAAGCUCGUACACAAUAUGCGCAUAAAACAAAUGUUGUUCAAACUAAUGAAGUCGGUGUUCAAGCUAAUCCAGAAACCCAUGAGAUCGGUAUACAGGUAGCCGACAUUAUGUUGCAUACUCUUGAAACCCGUGUUUGUUUUCUCCAAUCACAGCUAGAUUCAAAAGUAAUUGAGGUAGAAGACCUUAAAAACCGAUUAGAAUAUGCAUAUGACUAUGUAAUAGAAAGUUGGGGGCGUGUUCAAGAAAUAAGUAAAGUAAAUAAAGAACUAAUUGAACUAAAUAAUGCAUUGAAGUAUAAAUGGAAAAACCGUUAUGAUAGUCAAAGAAAAAGAAUUGAAUCUGUAAUUCAAAUUGCAAACGAGGAACGCCAAAAUGUUUAUGAUGAUAUCGAAUCAUUAAUUUUUAAUAAAGAACAGUUUUUAUUUAAUA